Leucoraja erinaceus (little skate) is the source of this 3221-nucleotide messenger RNA. It is a transcript of the gene gid4, whose product is annotated as GID complex subunit 4 homolog. The transcript has 6 exons. Gene Ontology annotation, biological process: proteasome-mediated ubiquitin-dependent protein catabolic process; protein targeting to vacuole; negative regulation of gluconeogenesis. Lineage: Eukaryota; Metazoa; Chordata; Chondrichthyes; Rajiformes; Rajidae. The coding region runs from base 212 to 832 and encodes 206 amino acids. The record is from RefSeq and is a predicted model, not a curated record. Gene Ontology annotation, cellular component: extrinsic component of membrane; GID complex.
CGCGUUGUCAGGGGCUGUGAAGGAGAAGUGGCGCUGGCCGCGGUGACCGGGUGAUUGCGACUCUCAGCCGAACCGGCGCCCCCCCCUCCUCCUCCUCCCUGUCUUUCUCCUCCUCCUCCUUCUUCUUCUUCUACCCCCUCCCUCCCUCUUUCUCCCCUUCUCGCUUCGCUCUCAAGGCGUGGGCUGGGCUUUGCUGGGCGGACAACGAGAGAUGCCGGUCCGCACCGAGGCGGCCUCGCUCAUCCCGCCGCCUCCGAUCAACACUCAGCAGCCCGGAGUCGCCACCACACUCCUGUACAGCGGCUCCAAGUUCAGGGGACACCAAAAAAGCAAAGGCAACUCCUACGACGUGGAAGUGGUAUUGCAGCACGUUGACGUCGAAAACUCUUUUCUCUGUGGAUACCUAAAGAUCAAAGGGCUCACAGAGGAAUAUCCCACUCUUACCACUUUUUUUGAAGGAGAAAUUAUCAGUAAAAAACAUCCAUUUUUAACAAGAAAAUGGGAUGCAGAUGAAGAUGUAGAUCGAAAACAUUGGGGGAAAUUCUUGGCAUUUUACCAAUAUGCAAAAACUUUUAACUCUGAUGAGUUUGACUAUGAAGAGCUAAAGAUCAGUGAUUUUGUCUUCAUGAGGUGGAAGGAACAAUUUCUAGUCCCUGAUCACACAAUCAAAGAUAUCAGCGGUGCUUCCUUCGCAGGCUUUUAUUACAUUUGCUUCCAAAAAUCCACGGCUUCAAUAGAGGGCUAUUACUACCACAGGAGUUCAGAAUGGUAUCAGUCUUUAAAUCUGACACAUGUACCUGAACACAGCACUCCGAUCUAUGAGUUCCGGUGACGUUCAUCAAUGCGGCCUCCAACAGUUGGGGGAAGAGUCGAUAAAUAGUGGAACUGUUGAAGAGGUAGAGAGAGAAAUGUGUUCUGUAACAAUGAGAACAAUUAUGUUUCUCCGCUGCUGACAGACCGACCACAACGUGAUGAGGAGCUCGAGCAUCAAUAAACCAAUCCAAGUGCAUGACUGUUGGAGCUUGUGAUCACCGAGCAAAAGAAAACUCCAUUUUAAUCUCAUUUGUAAUGCUAAUGGCACUUACAGAUUUUCAAAUUUGGUCUUUGAUUUAUAAAGUUCUUCUUGUACUUCGAACUUGUUGUACACGAACUGGCAACGAGCCAAUAGUAUGAGAGCUGUGUGCUAUUGUUGUUUUUGUUUCUUUCCCCCUUUUUUUUUUUGCUGUUGCUAUUUUUAUACAUUGCUAAUCAAGCUUGAACUCUUUAGAUGGCAGUGGUCCUUUUUAUCUAUGCUGCUGGUGCUGUUGCACAUGUUCUGUACUAGGGUUUUUAUGGGAGAACAGAAGUGGCCUUAUCCUAACAGAGCAAUUGUUUAGAUACCACAAAACAGUAUUGGAGGGAGAGGUGAAGUUUAAAUACAAUACUCGAUGAAUGAAUAAAAAAUCUUGACCUUUGUAAGACUCGGGUUGUAUGGAACAUUUCUGAAAUGGCAUGCCUGGCAGUGUGUUAGUAAGGCCUAUGACCUAACUGGGAAGCUAUAGGGAAUAAAUCAAACCUUUUGGAAAAUAGUUGCCAGGCUAUAGCUUUGUAAUUUUCUGUUAACACAUGCUGUGUGUGGCGUUUUGAGUUAUUUUUUGUGUAUGUCACAGGUGUGUGCGUGUGUGUUGUUGGUGCUAUCUCAGCUUUCACAGAAGGAUACUGUGUGCCUUUAAUGAUGUAAAUCCAUAAGGAAUUACAGAAAUAUUCAAUUUACAUUGCAUUAGUAGGAAAUUCCAUGCACAGUAUAUUGCUCAUUGGAGGUUAUGGGUGGCAGCCCCCCGCAACCCCUUCAAGGAAAGCCUUUGUGCUAAGCCUGUGCAAAGUAUUGGAUCAUAUUCCGUGUGCUAGAGAGAAACAAAACAAAUCUACCUUGGAUCUAGCCAGGGGUCGAACCAGCUAGUGGAUGGUGGAUGUUGCACUUAAAUAGUGGAUGAUGGAGAGAAAUGGUUUCCAAAUUGGACAGCCUAUUAAUAUAAUUUUUAAAAUAUAGAUGUUUUAAUAAAAUUGGUGCAAAGAUAAUUCUUCUUGAGCUGUUGAUGACAAGAUGCAAGGGAUUAACAUUCUCAUAAUAAUUGUCACUUUCAAAAAUUUAAUUGCGCAAUAACAUUCUAAUAGAAUACCAUGUUAUAACUAAAUCUAAUGGCUAUGAUGGGAUUUAAUUGAACAAAAUUGUUAUGUUUGCAAUUUUGUAGCUAGUAUUUCAUGUAAUUUUGAACAUUUUAACAUUCACAAUAACACUUGGGGUGGCAUCUUGUGUAAAGUUAGAAAAAAAAAAUGCAUCUCUAAUAAUCCAGUGACAGACAGAGAAAUAUAGUGCCAUUUUUACAAAAUUAUAUUGCACCAGCUUUUUAUGUCCAGUCUUUAAAUUGUUGAAUCCUGAUAAAUGCUUUACUGAUUUGCCAAGGGAGAUGAUAAUGCCUGUGUGUGGAACAAGGAACUGCAGAUGUUGGUUUACAGAAAAAAAACCUCAAAGUGGCACAGCCAGUCAGGCGGCAUCCCUGGAGAACGUGAAUAGAUAAUGUUUUGGGUUGGGUCUGAAGAAAGGACAUGUCCUGAAACAUAAUUUAUCCACGUUCUCCAGGGAUGCUGCCUGACCUGCUGAAUAAAUGCAACACUUUGUGUCUUUUUUUAUAUAACGCCUCUUGGCAUGUUUAUGUGUACGUUUGAGUGUAAAUGGGAAGAGGAAGUUUAUCUAUGGAUCAAGAUUACGCUUGGAUAAAGGAGCCUCUCUUAAAAUAUUUGAAUAAACUCUAAUUUUUGAACCCCACGUCAAAAAGUGAGGGCAGCGUUUUGCUUUAUACUACCCCAGUGUUUUUUUUUUUGGAAAAUAGGAAUUUUUAAUUUCACAUAGUUCAAGACUUCUGAAUUUUGCAUAUUUUUGGAAUUCCAAUAAAUAAGCUGAAAAUGUGUUUUUUUUUUAUUUAAAACAUGAAGAGGUGUGUAAGUGCGAGGAAAGAUUGCUGAAUAGGGUGAGACAGCCCAUGUACAUUGAGUCUGACCUGUUGAUACUUGAGAGAGUGACUAAUUGGAUUGAAAGUGAGUUGAUUUUAUUGUAUAAAUCAGAGCACGGGAAUGAGUGUUUUAUUACUUUACACUGUUCAUGAGACUUCAGGAGCUUUAAGUUGCAGAUCUGUGGUGACAUUAACGAGGAUAUUGCAUCCAAUAAAGGUCCUGUGAAAGAC